This is a messenger RNA of Vidua macroura (Pin-tailed whydah), 1160 nucleotides long. It is a transcript of the gene VOPP1, whose product is annotated as VOPP1 WW domain binding protein. The record is from RefSeq and is a predicted model, not a curated record. The transcript is spliced from 5 exons. Bases 363 to 869 code for a protein of 168 amino acids. NCBI's taxonomy places the organism in Eukaryota, Metazoa, Chordata, Aves, Passeriformes, Viduidae. Gene Ontology annotation, cellular component: cytoplasmic vesicle membrane.
GCCUGCCCCAGCAACCCAUAGUCUCCACCUUGCCUCGCCCCGACCCUGCUUCGCUCGGCUCCGGCCGCCGACGCUGCCGCUGAGGGGAUCAGCGGGUCAGCCCGCCCUCGCCCUGCUGCGGGGCUUCCCCGCCUCCCACUCCGCCCCACCGCCGCUCUACUCCGCCUCGUCCCUCUGCCCCCGGUGCGGGUCACUCGCGGCCGCCUCCCCCGGCUGCCUGUGAGCUCGCCGUGCGCGCUGCCGCCCGGAGCUCCCCCGCCGUCGGGGAUGGCGCGGCUGGCAGCGCCCGUGCACGCCUGAGGCGGAGGGGCGAGCCCGCCGCCGCCGCGGGAGGAGGAGGAAAAGGAGGAGGAGGAAGAGAGAUGAAGCACUUCCACCCUGGGGUCGCGCUGCUGCUCUCGCUGCUGUGGGAGUGUACAGAGGCCAAAAAGCAUUGCUGGUACUUUGAAGGAUUAUAUCCUACAUAUUAUAUAUGUCGCUCCUAUGAGGAUUGCUGUGGCUCAAGAUGCUGUGUAAGAGCUCUCUCUAUCCAGCGAUUAUGGUAUUUUUGGUUCCUUUUGAUGAUGGGAGUUUUGUUCUGUUGUGGAGCUGGUUUCUUUAUCCGAAGGCGGAUGUAUCCUCCUCCAUUAGUAGAAGAACCUACUUUUAAUGUGUCUUACACCAGACAACCAGUCAACACUACAUCAGGAUCACAACAACCUGGAGUGCCGUAUUACACAGAUCCAGGUGGACCUGUGAUGAAUCCUAUGGCUAUGGCUUUUCAUGUCCAGCCCAAUUCCCCACAAGGAAACCCGGUUUACCCACCCCCACCUUCCUAUUGCAACACACCACCUCCCCCAUAUGAGCAGGUGGUGAAAUCCUCCACAUGAGGACUCUGGCUCUCUGACCUGACUGUGUGAGAAGAAGGUGCAAUUGCAAAAUGACCAAGAUGGAGGGCACCUGCCCUUUUGAACACUUGCUAGUUCUCCAAGUCCUCUCUCCUUCCCUUCCCUGCACCUUUCCUCAUUAAAGUUACUUGCAAAAGGGUGAUUUUAAAAUUUUUUUCUUUUUUUUUUUUUUAGUAGAAGUGGAUUUUUUCUUUUUCUUCAAAAUGAGAGAAGUUGUCUUUGUAAUGAUUUUAAUGGAAACCUAUAUUUAAAACCUGUAUGUCUUUCUCUUUA